AUGCUGCUUCCCCUGUGCACCUACUUCCUCUGGCUAUCCACCAGUGACCUCUGGACUGUCCAGGCUAAGGACCCGGAUACUGAUGUGAGCACAAGGAGCCCUCAACGGGACUUGGCUCCAAAUAAUGUUGACUUUGCCUUUACCCUGUAUAGGCAUCUGGUGGCUCCAGCCCCUGACAAGAAUGUCUUCAUCUCUCCUGUAAGCAUCUCCAUGGCCUUAGCUAUGCUGUCUCUGGGCGCCCGUGGCCUCACACGGGUCCAGCUUCUCCAAGGCCUAGGCUUCAACCUCACCAAGACAUCUGAAGCUGAGAUCCACCAGGGCUUUCAGCACCUCCGCCAUCUCCGCGGGGAGUCAGACGCCACACUGGAGAUGGCUAUGGGUAAUGCCUUGUUCCUUGACCGCAGCCUGGAUCUUCUGGAGUCAUUCUCAGCAGUCGCCAAGCACUACUAUGACUUGGAGGCCCUGGCUACGGAUUUCGAGGACUGGGCUGGAGCCAGGAGACAAAUCAAUGAGCAUAUCAAAAAUAAGACCUAUGGGAAAAUUGUGAACUUGUUACCGACACUGGACAGUCCAGCCUCACUCAUCCUGGUCAACUACAUCUUCUUCAAAGGCACAUGGGCACACCCCUUCGACCCAGAAAGCACGAGGGAGGAGAACUUCUAUGUGAACAAGAGCACCGUGGUCAAAGUGCCCAUGAUGUCCCAGUUGGGCACCGUCAAGUACCUGAAAGAUUCUGAGCUCCCCUGCCAGCUGGUGCAGUUGGACUACCUGGGCAACGGGACCGUCUUCUUCAUCCUCCCAGACGAGGGGGAGAUGGACACGGUCAUCGCCGCACUGAGCAGGGACACCAUUCAGAGGUGGUCUGAGUCCCUGACCAUCAGCUACAUGGACCUACACAUCCCGAAGUUGUCCAUCUCCGGAGUCUACGACCUCAGGGCCAUCCUGGCGGACAUGGGCAUCGCAGACUUGGUCAACAACAGGGCAGAUUUCUCUGGCAUCACCCAAGAGGCCCAGCUGAAGGUGUCAAAGGUGGUCCAUAAGGCUGUGCUGCACCUGGAUGAGAAGGGCCCGAAGGCAGCUGCCCCCUCCAGGGUCAUGCUGAAGGCGGCAUCGGAGCCUCUUGCCGUCCAUUUCAACCAGCCCUUCAUUGUCAUGAUCUUUGACCACUUCACGUGGAGCAGCCUUUUCCUGGGCAGGGUCAUGAAUCCAACCUAACAGGGCGCCCCUAAGGGCCCCAGGACCAGCUGACUCUGCGCACCAGGGACCCCAUGGAAACACCCUGGGGAGGGGGAGGGUCCCCCCAGUCUUCCCCAGGCUCUUCUAAACUGGGGCAGUUGACAAACAUAAUGAAAUAUUGUGUCUCUGUACUUUCCUGACUUUGAUCAUUGCGCUCUGGCUAUGUAACGUGCAGCAGCUGGGUGAAAAGCAUAUGAAAACGCUACUGUUUUUGUAAA
Molecule: messenger RNA, 1454 nt
Organism: Hyaena hyaena (striped hyena)
Lineage: Eukaryota; Metazoa; Chordata; Mammalia; Carnivora; Hyaenidae
Product: corticosteroid-binding globulin-like
Exons: 4
Coding region: 1-1215 (404 amino acids)
Biological process (GO): negative regulation of endopeptidase activity
Molecular function (GO): serine-type endopeptidase inhibitor activity
Source: RefSeq, a predicted model, not a curated record